Molecule: messenger RNA, 642 nt
Organism: Musa acuminata AAA Group (dessert banana)
Lineage: Eukaryota; Viridiplantae; Streptophyta; Magnoliopsida; Zingiberales; Musaceae
Product: protein S40-5-like
Exons: 1
Coding region: 1-642 (213 amino acids)
Source: RefSeq, a predicted model, not a curated record
AUGUGGCGGUACCUCACCGUCCGUCGGGCCUGUCUGCGCUCGCCACGUGCGCUUCGUCGAGGCGGGUGGACGGGCGAGGCCGUUAUGACCAAGGAGAGGAGGCAUGGGGCGGAGCGGCUCUUUGCGGCGCCUGCCCAUUUCUGCGGCGGAGGCGGGAGCGGCCACCCGGGUGGCGGCGCCUCCGACCUCCCCGACAUCGCGGAGGAUGAUGUUUGGCCCGCCUUCCACGCCGCCGCCGACGAAGACGAGCGUGAUCCUGGCCGGCGGAGGGGCCGAUCCCGUCGAUUGGACGACCGGCAAGUCAGCGGCCUCUCGCUCGCCUUGGAGGACGCAUGCUGGGGGCCGGCGGCUUCCCAGCUGGUGUCGCGGGGGCGGCACCGGGUGUCGUCGUUGUCGUCGGCGCCCGUGGAUGUGCCGGCCUGGUCGCGGUCGCUCCGGUCCGAUUGGGAAGGGCCUUUGCCGGAUCGGGAGGAGGCAGAGGAAGCGGACGGGGAGUGGCUUCCGCCGCAUGAGUACCUAGCGCGGGCGCAGGGGAAGAGCAUGGCCACUUCGGUGUUGGAGGGUGUGGGGAGGACACUGAAAGGCCGGGACAUGAGCCGGGUCCGCGACACAGUCUGGAGCCAGACCGGCUUCUUCGGUUGA